GUGAGCUAAAUCUAGCGCAUGCGCUUUUGUGGUUUUGACCGCGUGGCGUGUUCAACGACUGUUCCGGUUUUAUCAUCAAAGAACCGUCAUGGUGUUUAAACGUUUUGUAGAGGUGGGGCGAGUGGCGUUGGUCGCUGACGGGGUGGACAAGGGAAAGCUGUGCGUCAUUAUCGACGUCAUUAACCAGAGAACGGCUCUAGUGGACGGACCGUGCACGGGAGUCCGUCGGCAGGCAAUGAACUUCAACAAGCUGUGGUUGACGGACUUCAAGAUCAGGAUCUCGCCCUCGGCCAGAGAGAAGCAGGUUCGGAAGAGGUUUGUGGAGGGAGACAUUGGAGCCAAGUGGGAGAAAACCUCGUGGGCCAAGAAGAUCGCCAUGAAGAACAAGAGAAAGACACUCACUGACUUUCACCGGUUCAAGCUCAAAGUCUUGAAGCAGCAGAAAUCUCGGAUUCUACGAGGGAAGUUCAACGAGAUGAAACACGAACUGAAAAAUAGCAGUUGAAAGUCGUAGCAUGUUAAUGUGAAUAAUGUACAUAAUAAUAAUAUUGGCAGAUUUGGAAUUUCAAGCGCAGAAAUAAUAUAUAUGACGGUCAUGAAUCCUACAAUAUAACAAAAAUCAGACAGUGAGUGCAUAUUGUCAGUGUUGAUAAAUGGGGAAAAAGAUAUAUAGCUGUACGUAACAGAAAACGGUAAUAAGAUGAAGUGUGUGCUCAAAUAUCAUGACAUGGGUGUGAUUUCACUUUAUGGGGUCCAGUUGCCUGUUGAAACCACCCCUGCGGUUCAUGUAUUGUCUGUAGCGCUUUGGUUUACCAAUCUUCAC
Messenger RNA from Geodia barretti, 823 nucleotides. NCBI's taxonomy places the organism in Eukaryota, Metazoa, Porifera, Demospongiae, Tetractinellida, Geodiidae. The record is from the annotation of a GenBank genome assembly.